AUGAAACCAGCGUCAAUGGACGCGACCAAGUUCGGCUAUAUGAACAAGCUCGAUUGUAAACCCGUGGGACAGGUACAGAGGUCUCACAGCGGGUUCUUAGUUAUCCAGUUUGAACACAAGUAUGGAUAUGUGGCAGACGACCAGAAUAUCAGGACAGAGUCAUGCUCCGGCGAUUACCCCACCAACGAUUUAGCGAAUGUGACGGGUACCCCGCUGCAGUAUGUGGGGAUAGGUUACAAUCUCCUGACGGGGAAUCCUGAACUCAGCCCUGAUACUGGGAUGCUGCUGGACAGAAGAAUUCUCGAGCUGACAGGAAGCCGAAGUAAUGUCAGAGAGGCGAGUUACUACACCACUUCCUCCUGCAACAGAAGUGAGGCCACGUUUCUCGUGCAUGGGGGUAAAUCCCUUCAAAACGAGAGGUUGACACGUGUACAUUUUUCCGAUAAAAAAAAAGAAACAGGACGUGUGUACACGUGUUUACCUUUUAUUUCAGAAAGUCAUCCGUCUUCUGUUCAAAGCAAUGCGUUGGUGGGAAAUAUAGACUUCAACUCGAGAGCCAGAUUGCUUUCUGACGGAUCUCAAGUUUACAUUGAUAGAACCACAACAUGCAAACUAGGGAGCGUAGGUUACCAGGGUUACGGCUUGACAACGGAAGGAAACUAUACAGUUUCCCGCAAUUUUGCCACUGAUGUGUGUCGACUACCAAUUGUGUUUGACCCGAAAAAUGGCGCAAAGUAUAUGGACUUUCUGGAUAACUGGGGCACUAGUGUUAUCAUGUCUGCCGACGUCGGGACGAAGACGCUGGAACGGUAUAGCCAGAGUCUUACAAGCCUGACGAAGGAAAUACUAGCGACGGACCCAUCCCUGGUGACCCAUUCCGGUCCUUUCAUGGGAUACACAUCCUCGGUCACAGUCGAUGAAAAUCGCUACUUGAGCAGCAGCAUAGCACGCCAACAUCACACAUCAAGUAGGACUGACGGCACGUUGUCAUCCCCUGUAGUCACGCGAAUUGACGUCAUUUCAAUUGCUGACGUCAUCAGCAAGGCGUACUUUGGGCCGAUUUUGGCUGAGCUGACAGCGGAAGGAAUUUGUGCAGACACGAUCUACGGCACCAUGUUGACCACGAUAGCCGACAACGUGCAUCGGGCACUUGAGCAGUACCCUAUGGUCAAGGAGUCGACAGGACAAAAUCCGCUGCCCUCUAUCGUCGACCACCCCUUGCAAAUACCGGUCACGUGGCCUUUAGGUAACUACGGUCUUAUGGAGACGUCCGCGGGAUGUCCGGGCGCCAGGGUGCUAUGGUCCAUAGGCUGGAGACACUACGACACGGAAGAUAGCGGGCCAAGCAACAGAUUCAGCUUCAGUAUUUCAAAUUAUCUAUCAGGUAGUUUCGCCGACAACAACAUACGAACAGACUUUUGCAUUAAGACUAUUUCAUCAACAACAACAUACGAUGGAUUGUGGCCAAGGGGGUCAUACUGCCUGCUCAAAUACAGAAACUGCCCAAAUGGGUUUUCUGAAGGAUCCAUAUAUUGGGAUGAUGAGGAUAGCAGUAACGCGAACGAUAAGGGCGGGACCCUACCAGAUGGUUCAUAUAACAGCAACACCAAGAUAUAUUACUGUUGUAGGCACGACGGUCAAUCAAAUGCGGCUAUGAUUCUGCCUACGGACCGUCCGUUCGUACUUAUGCGUUACGGAGGGAGAUGUCAGGCGGUGUACGGGAUGAUUGUCAGCGACCUGUUCAUCCGUUGGGACGAUGACGACGGUAGUAACGCUGACUCUGCCAGCGGGAUGCACCCUGACGAUACGGAAAACGGCGAAAACCACGAGCUACACUUUUGUUAUUAUCAGUUGUCAGCGCAUGGUGGCAUUAUAGGGUAGUGCCUGUUGACUGGGACCGUAUUCAUGAAGCUCCCUUGUAAAAAUGUACAACUUAGUGAAAACUGUAAUUAUGAAUAUCUAAAAAGUAUGCUUAU
Molecule: messenger RNA, 1976 nt
Organism: Mya arenaria
Lineage: Eukaryota; Metazoa; Mollusca; Bivalvia; Myida; Myidae
Exons: 14
Coding region: 1-1881 (626 amino acids)
Cellular component (GO): membrane
Molecular function (GO): wide pore channel activity
Source: RefSeq, a predicted model, not a curated record